Messenger RNA from Paramecium tetraurelia, 762 nucleotides. RefSeq lists its product as uncharacterized. The record is from RefSeq and is a predicted model, not a curated record. The transcript has 3 exons. Lineage: Eukaryota; Ciliophora; Oligohymenophorea; Peniculida; Parameciidae.
AUGAACAAUCAUUAAGUUCAAUGUCCUCAAAUAUUCAAUAGCCAUUAUUUAAGAACGGAUUAUAAGGUAAAUCCCCAACCUUUAGUUCUCAAUUUAAAUCAAUCAAGAUAAAGUUCCAAGGCUCUCUCUGUGGAUAGAGGUAAACCAUUCAUACAAACUAGUUUCACAGUCAAACUCAAAUAAGCAAAUUAGAAUGUGGAAUAACUCAUCGACCUUUGGCAAAGACAUAAAUCGAUUACAUAAACCACUCCGACCAACAUAUCCCAAUCAUUUCACUAUCAUUCUACAACACAGAAAAAUGAAAGCUUUGUUAUUGCUAAAAUGUUAGAGGAGAUACCAGAAACAAGAGAAGUAAGUCCAUUGAAGCCAGAAGAAAUAAUGAUUAAACCUAUAUAGUUAUUUGAGAUUAAUUAAUCAACAUCCAAAUUACCUACGACGCAAUAAUACAAUUCUAACCACAAGAAGACAAGUUCAUUAUAUGUAGGCGCGUUGUCAAAAAGUGAUGCCUUCUCAGGGACUAAAAAGGCAGCUAAAGAGAAUCUAAAAUUAUCGAAUAAUGGGACUUCUGGAAGCAAAAAAACUCAGAUUAAUUCAUCAUCUAAGAAAUUACCCAAGGAACUCUCAGUCAUAGUUUAACAAUUACAGUCAGUUUAAAAAACAUUGCUCCCUUAUUACUAAAAAUUGGAGAAAGGCAAGAAAACAGAGAUGGACGAAUAAUUUAAUAGUCUCAUAAAUCAAAUAAAGAGCGAUUUCACAAAAUGA